CCGAUUCGACCGGUAUAAAUACCAUCGUCAUCGACUGAACCCUUGUUCAUUUUCUGCAGCUCCGGAAACCCUAGCUACCAGACCGCCACUCUAAUGGGGGCUUACAAGUACGUGUCGGAGCUAUGGAGGAAGAAGCAGUCCGAUGUGAUGAGGUUCUUGCAGAGGGUUAGGUGUUGGGAGUACCGACAGCACCCUUCUAUCGUGCGAGUCACCCAUCCUACGCGCCCUGAUAAGGCCCGCCGUUUGGGUUACAAGGCCAAGCAGGGUUACGUGGUUUAUCGUGUCCGUGUAAGACGGGGUGGUCGUAAGAGACCUGUUCCCAAGGGUAUAGUGUAUGGUAAGCCCACAAAUCAGGGUGUUACUCAACUGAAGUUCCAGCGAAGCAAGAGGUCUGUUGCAGAGGAACGUGCUGGCAGAAAGUUGGGAGGCCUCAGGGUUCUGAACUCCUACUGGAUCAAUGAGGAUUCGACCUACAAAUAUUUUGAGGUAAUUCUGGUUGAUGUUGCCCACAAGACCAUCCGAACGGACCCGAGAAUCAAUUGGCUUUGCAAUGCUGUGCACAAACAUAGGGAGCUUCGUGGCCUUACCUCUGCUGGAAAGAAGUACAGAGGCCUCCGUGGAAAGGGCCACUCGCACCACAAGGCCCGCCCUUCACGCAGGGCAACUUGGAAGAGAAACAACAGCCUGUCUCUGCGCCGAUACCGUUGAUAUGGCCUCAUUGCUUGUCAGAUUAUUUUUGUUUCUGGUUAUUUGUUGCAGUACUUUUGUUUCCUGGAUAUUUCUCAGGGGCGUAGUAUUUGUCGAGCGAGGUGUCAAAUUUUGGAGAUCAAACUGUUUAAGAGCAUGUUCUAUUUGAUAAAAUACUUCUAUUGCCUGUUUUA
Molecule: messenger RNA, 881 nt
Organism: Syzygium oleosum
Lineage: Eukaryota; Viridiplantae; Streptophyta; Magnoliopsida; Myrtales; Myrtaceae
Product: 60S ribosomal protein L15-2
Exons: 4
Coding region: 94-708 (204 amino acids)
Biological process (GO): cytoplasmic translation
Cellular component (GO): cytosolic large ribosomal subunit; ribosome
Molecular function (GO): RNA binding; structural constituent of ribosome
Source: RefSeq, a predicted model, not a curated record